Messenger RNA from Scleropages formosus (Asian bonytongue), 1371 nucleotides. Its product is annotated as neural Wiskott-Aldrich syndrome protein. Bases 321 to 1217 code for a protein of 298 amino acids. The record is from RefSeq and is a predicted model, not a curated record. Lineage: Eukaryota; Metazoa; Chordata; Actinopteri; Osteoglossiformes; Osteoglossidae. The transcript has 8 exons.
UUUUUUUAAUAUACACUGUGAUGCUGGCACUGUGAAUUUUUUUUGUAACUGGUUUCGUUCAUUUAUGCCACACUAUUUCACAUUCAUGUGUUUGUAGAAAUCUUGUGCUCGGUGCAAAAGUCUUACUGCACAUUUGCAUAAGGAAGUGUGACAGCAGUGAUGUUAUCUGUGGGCCUGAUGGGUGGACAGGGAGUGGCACAGGGAAAAAAAACAAAUGCGUGUAUUGUGUAGGCUUGCCCAAUGUAUGAAAGUGUAAAAUCGUGAAGAGGAAUGGAGUGAGAGUGAAACUGGUGAGAAAGGUCAACGCUUUAUGAAGAAGAAUGACCGAUCUCGAACGUCGGAGGUCCAGCUCAAAUUCCGAGGUCUACAGCCAGCUGCUUUCUUCAAGGGAGAAUGCAGUGCUUUUUGCUCUGCUGGGAUCCACAUGCUCGGCACUGGCAUCAGCUGUCGUCCAGGUGUAUGAGGGCACCGCAGAGCCAAGUGGCCAGAGCACAACCUGGAACCUGAAAGACAGUGGGGUAGUGUGCCUAGUUCAGGACAAGUGCAUGCAAUCCCACUUCCUUCGUCUUUACAGUGUCAAGAGAGGAAAACUGCUGUGGGAACAGGAGCUGUACACCACAUUCACAUAUUCUGCACGCCGGCCUUUUUUCCACACCUUCCCAGCAGAUGAUUGCCAGGCGGCCCUGAACUUUGCGGACGAGGAGGAAGCCGAACGGUUCCGCUCUGCUGUGGAGAAGCAGCUGCAGCACAUCAAGGAUGCAAGACAUGGCACUAGGCAACACAUGUUCCGGACAGAGAGCUUAGACUCCUCCUGCAGCAGGAAGUACAAACGAAAGUCAAACCCUUCCUUCCUUACCAUUCAGAGCAGCUUCAGACAACCCACGAGUGGAGGCUUGGACCCAGAUCAAGUCGGACUGGAGGCCACGCAAAAUGAAACACUGAAAACAGCAGCUUCAGCACAGACCCUGCCCCGGUCCAGAGAUUCCCCCACAACAAGGGUCUCAAGAAAGGGGCCACUUCCCCCACUGCCCUCAUUGGUGGGGCAGGAUGGCAAAAACACCUCGGGGGGCCUGACACGUAAUGUGAGCACUCAGGACUUUUCCAAGGGGCCUCACAGCAGCCCACCCUCACCUAUUCCUUUCUCCAUGGACAGCAUACCCCCACCUCCACCCAUUCCUGCACCCAAAUUACAAACUGCUCAGUUACCACCUAAUUGAACACUAUUCUUCUUGAUCCCUGAGCACUGCACCCACUCUUGUAGGUCCUGUGUAAGAAGUAUGAAAUGUCUUUUUGUUAUAUUUAGCAUGCUAUGAAAUGUGUGCAAUGUGGGUCAACAGGUAGUGUGGUGGUUAGUGCCACAGCCUUUAGCUG